Molecule: messenger RNA, 2625 nt
Organism: Drosophila persimilis
Lineage: Eukaryota; Metazoa; Arthropoda; Insecta; Diptera; Drosophilidae
Product: MICOS complex subunit Mic60
Exons: 9
Coding region: 186-2402 (738 amino acids)
Biological process (GO): cristae formation
Cellular component (GO): MICOS complex
Source: RefSeq, a predicted model, not a curated record
GAGACUAUAUUUCUCUGCCGCUUGCCAUUCACCAAUCAACGCGGACACCUGAGCAUUGGAGAGGUCCAGAGUAUUGAACGGAGAGAAGAAUCGGGCAGGAAAAUUAGUUCACGCCGCCGGCCAUAAAUACGGGAGCAGGGGCACCAAGCUAGAGCGAAAUUCAACAAAUAUUCCAUAAUCAAAUCAUGUAUCGGCUAGCGGUUCGAGAUCAGUGCAAGUGCGCCUUGCAGCGCUCCCUGCAAACAACAAAAAAUGGCAGGCAUUACAGCAGCAGCAGAAGGGAAGAAGGCAGCAGCAGAAGUGGACAAGGCAAUGGGCAGGGUCUACCACCGCCGCCACAUAUGCGAGAAGCUGGCUUCGGCAAGUAUUUGGUCUUGAUCGCUCCCCUGGCUGCUGUCGGCGGUGUAAUCACCUACGCCAAGUAUGACGAUGACUUCCGAAAAAUGGUGGAGAAGAAAGUGCCCGGGGCCGAGGCGGUGAUCAAAGUGGCGCUUCAGGAGGAGCCACCAUUCAAGGGAAUCACGCAGAGUGUCAACGACCAAUUCGACAAGGUGAAGUCUGGCUACGACACGGUCAGCUCCUCGGUGAACUCUGUGACCUCCAAGGUGACGGGCCUGUUCGGUGGUGGCAGCAACAGCGACAAGCCCAAGAGUCCGGAGCCCAAGGUGCAGCCUCUGAAGAGUGAAGCUCCCGAGGCCAAGAAACCCGCCGCUGCACCAGCAGCGAAAAUUGAAACGAAAACUGCCAAGCCCGAUGCUGCUCCUGCGCCCCAGCCAGCUGCCGCGCCCAAGCCCGCACCCAAGGUCCCCCUGCCGCUGCCCAAGGAGGUCGUCGAGCUGGAAAAGGCCAUUGAGUUGUCGGCCAAGCUGGCUGUCAAGGAAUACAAUGCUGCCAUUACAGUGCUCAAGGGCUUCAAUGAGGACGUGCGUCGUGUGGUCGACAGGGCUGUGGAGACGGGCGAGAACACGCUGUGGACGACCCUGAGGAACCGUGCCAGUGCCCGGGAUACAGCAGUAUCCACAGCAGAGCGAGCAGCCCGCGAGGCUCAGGAAAAGAUUGUGGCCUGUGAGAUUGCCCUGAGCGAAGUGGCCACAGCAGAGAACCACAAGAAGGUGGAGUCUGUCCGCAACAAGAUCAAGAAGCUGGUGGAUCAUAUAGCCAACGUCAAGGAUGAACUGUACAGGCACAAGGAUACGGCGAGUGUGUCGGACAAGUAUUGGCGCAAUGUGGAACAGGCUCGCAACUAUUUCAUCGAUGAAAUCGAAGCCAUCUUCCCCGGCCUUAAGCUCUCCGAUAAGAAGCUAAAUCUGUCCAAGGAGGAUCUCGAUCUCUUCAUUCUACACGCCUACACCCAUGUCCUGGCCUACCAGAAGGAGCUGCAGCGCCUGCAAACCGACGGCGAGCUGCGUCUCAAGCGCGCCAUCGACUCUGUGCGUGGCGACAACGAUUCGGAGGCCCUGCGCGCCCAGCUAGACUACCACCUGGAGGCGGAGCGUCGCAAGCUGGCUGUGGAAAACCAGAAGAAGAUCUUCCACAUCAAUGCCGAGUCCGACAAGCAGCUGCGUAUGCAGCUCAAGAAGCAGGCUGAGGCCCAUGCCGACCACAUCAAGGACAUUGUGGCCCAGCGCGAAUCGGAUCUGACGCGCAGCUUCAAGCGUGAGCUGGACGACAAGCUGGCUAUCGAGAAGGCCAACUACAAGCUGCAGCUGGCCACUAUGCUGGGCAAGCUUCGCGGCAUGGAUGCUGCCCUGGCGGAGAUAGAGGACGAGUUUCAAGACCGCGCCGAUGCCGAGCGUACGGCCAACCAGUCCCAGGCCUUGUGGGCUGCCUGCCAGGCCCUGUGGGCUUCUGUCCGCAAUGCUACCCCAGGCGUCAGCUACAAAGACAAGCUGCGUCCACUUCAGAACGAGAUCAAAGCCAUUGCGAAGGUGUCACAGGGCGACGAUCUGGUGGCAGCCGUGUUGGAGAGCAUGCCGAAAGAAGCCCGAGAGCGCGGCGUCUAUCCCGAGGAUGCGCUGCGUGAGCGUUUCCUCAGCGUGGAGCGUGUGGCCCGGAGGCUAGCCUUGGUGCCAGAGGAGGGGGCCAGUCUGCCCAUCUAUGUGCUGUCUUAUGUGCAAUCGAUAUUUAUCAUGCGAGCCGAUAAUCCCAUCUCCACGGACGAACUCAACGACAAACCCUUCGAUUACAGCAAAUUGGACACCUAUGACAUACUGAACAGGGCCAGGUACUACGUGGAUCGCAGCAACUUCCUGCUGGCAUUGAAGUAUUUGAACCUGCUACAGGGUGCGCCACGCAAGGUCGCUGGCGAAUGGAUGAAGGAGGUCCGCCUCAUGCUGGAGAUGCAGCAGGCGGCCAACACACUGAUGUCCCAUGCCGCCGCCAGCGGUGUCGUGUAUUUGUAGAUUAUGUUUCCUACCUCUAACCAAACCCGAUUUGAUUUGUUUUUAGUUCAGGAGCUGAAGAAAUGCAACUCAAAAGAUAAUUAGAUAAAAAAGAUGCAAAGCAAUAUUUAAAAUUCCUACAAGAGAACAAAACAAAGCAGCAGAACUUAAAAAAAUUAUAACGUAUAUAUAUAUUUGUAAACGAUUGUUUUAGCUUCAAAUAUACCAAUUAUAUUUAGAGAAA